AUGGCCACUGAGCUUGAUGGACCAGCAGUAGGUUGUGAUCUACGAUUAGUUUCUAGAAGACUUGAGAUAUUUCACAACCUAACAUGGGGCACAGUUUGCGAUGAUAAUUUUGACGAUGCUGAUGCUCACGUAGCUUGUACGCAACUUGGCUUCAACGAUGGAAUUUCCUUGGAUUCCAGAGUACCUGCUGGAAAUGGUACAAUUUGGCUUGAUGAAAUGGAAUGCGCUGGAAAUGAACGAAGACUGGCUCAUUGUUCAAGAAAUAAAUGGGGUGUGAACAACUGUGAGCAUUCAGAAGACGAACAAGCCCGUCAACCAGCUUGUACAGUAAUAUUAGCUUCUGGCUUGGAGGUCUUGUUUGCAGAUCUUAUAAUUCCAGUUUUGCGAGCAUGUUUGAGACGUAACCAUCAUCUUUGGAAUUGUAGUAUCCUGAAUGAAUCUAGCAUAUUGUUGUUGUAUUGUUUAAAAUUUGUUGAUGUUCAUAGUGAUUUACGACUAAAUGAUGGAGUUAUAUACAUGUUUUACAACGGAACACUGGGCACAGUUUGCGAUGACAACUUUGACGAUCUUGAUGCUCAAGUUGCUUGUAGACAACGUGGCUACAACACUGGAAAAUUUAUUGGCGCCAUAGGUAAUGGUACAGGAAAAAUAUGGCUUGAUAAUCUUGGAUGCUCUGGAAAUGAACUUAAAUUAGGUGACUGUUCAAGUUCAAGUGGGGAUAGUGUAAACUGCGAGCACAACGAUGACGUUGGCAUUGAAUGUUUUAACUCGAAUGAAGAUUCCCAAUAA
Mytilus trossulus (common blue mussel) is the source of this 789-nucleotide messenger RNA. RefSeq names its product scavenger receptor cysteine-rich type 1 protein M130-like. The transcript has 7 exons. Lineage: Eukaryota; Metazoa; Mollusca; Bivalvia; Mytilida; Mytilidae. The coding region runs from base 1 to 789 and encodes 262 amino acids. Gene Ontology annotation, cellular component: membrane. The record is from RefSeq and is a predicted model, not a curated record.